AUGUCGUCCAAGUACGUCUUCACCAAGGGUCUGAAGGAGCUGCGCUUCCUUUUCUGCCAGACCUCUCAGGCUAGUGCUGCUACUCGCUCGUUCUUGCAGCGCGCAUACCCGACCAUGAAGAAGCACAACCCUUACACCCCCAUCCUGAUGCGCGAGGCAGCUGGUACUGUGCCUAGGGUGUACGCCAGAUACGCUUUCGGCCAAGAGAAGCAGGAAGCUCUGACCGGCUUGACGGAUCAGCAGAUCGAAGAGAAGAUCACUCAGUUGGUGAAGGCGUCUUCAUAG
Molecule: messenger RNA, 285 nt
Organism: Aspergillus welwitschiae
Lineage: Eukaryota; Fungi; Ascomycota; Eurotiomycetes; Eurotiales; Aspergillaceae
Product: L51/S25/CI-B8 domain-containing protein
Exons: 4
Coding region: 1-285 (94 amino acids)
Source: RefSeq, a predicted model, not a curated record